Lactuca sativa (garden lettuce) is the source of this 630-nucleotide messenger RNA. RefSeq names its product putative receptor-like protein kinase At1g11050. Lineage: Eukaryota; Viridiplantae; Streptophyta; Magnoliopsida; Asterales; Asteraceae. Gene Ontology annotation, molecular function: protein kinase activity; ATP binding. The record is from RefSeq and is a predicted model, not a curated record. Gene Ontology annotation, biological process: protein phosphorylation.
AUGGUAACGCUACUCGUUCAAAUAACUGGUUUUACUUUACUGUUCUCUAUGAUGCUGAAGGCAACCAAUAACUUCUCCAUAAACAAUUUAAUUGUUAGAGGUGGAUUCGAGGUUGUUUAUAAGGGUGUUUUGUCUGUUGGCUAUGUGGUUGCUGUUAAACAGCUUAUAGAAUCAGAGUUUGAAGGGACGGAUGACUUUUGUAAUGAAGUUGAGAUCAUUAACACUUUGAGGCAUCGAUGUCUUCUUCCAUUUAUCGGGUGUUGUAUUCGUGGUGAGGAGUGUGAUAAUCAAAGAUUCCUUAUCUAUGAAUACAUGUCAAAUGGGAAUCUUGACAACCAUUUGUUUUCAUCGAUGAGUGAAAAAACACGAUUAACAUGGUCUCAAAGAAAGAACAUAAUCUUGGAUGUGGCUAAAUGUUUAGCUUAUCUUCACUAUGGACUGAAGCCUACCAUUUAUCAUAGAGGCAUCAAACCUACAAAUAUACUUCUAUAUGCCAAUAUGAGAGCUCGAGUGGCAGAUUUCAGAUUAGCCAAGAAAAGUAGAGAAGGGCAGUCACAUCUAACCACUAGAGUUACGGGAACCCAUGGCUAUUUAGCGCCAGAAUAUGCCAUCUAUGGUCAAUUGACUUAG